AUCUCAAAAGCAGAAGAGUUCAGUUCUCCGUUUGCUCACCUUUUGUUUAGCCAACACGAUGUCUUGAACCCGCCCAGAAGGUAUAAAUAACCGAGCUGGUCACAUCGUUCUUCUAGGCAAAUUAGACUUAACUUUUCUUUCACCAGCUGGUAUGUGUGCCCAGAAAGAUACUUUUCAUCCCUUUUAGUGAAAGUCCAGGAUGAGUUAUGCAGAAAAACCUGAUGAAAUCACAAAAGAUGAAUGGAUGGAAAAACUCAAUAACUUGCAUAUCCAGAGAGCCGAUAUGAAUCGCCUGAUCAUGAAUUAUCUUGUUACAGAGGGUUUUAAAGAGGCAGCUGAGAAGUUUCGGAUGGAGUCUGGAAUUGAGCCCAGUGUUGAUCUAGAGACUCUAGAUGAAAGGAUAAAAAUUCGAGAAAUGAUACUGAAAGGACAGAUUCAAGAAGCCAUUGCACUGAUAAAUAGUCUCCAUCCAGAACUGUUAGAUACAAACCGAUACCUUUACUUUCAUUUGCAGCAGCAGCAUUUGAUUGAACUGAUUCGUCAGCGUGAGACAGAGGCAGCCCUGGAAUUUGCCCAGACUCAAUUGGCAGAACAAGGAGAGGAGAGCAGAGAAUGCUUGACAGAAAUGGAGCGUACCCUGGCAUUGCUUGCCUUUGAUAAUCCUGAAGAAUCACCGUUUGGAGACUUGCUCAACAUGAUGCAGAGACAGAAGGUAUGGAGUGAAGUUAACCAAGCUGUUCUAGACUAUGAAAAUCGUGAGUCAACACCCAAGCUGGCUAAAUUACUGAAACUACUUCUGUGGGCUCAGAAUGAACUGGACCAGAAGAAAGUAAAAUAUCCCAAAAUGACAGACCUCAGCAAGGGGACAAUUGAGGAACCUAAGUAAAUUGUGUGCAGAUGGACACCAAGCAAUCUUAGUACUGCACAGUAUACAUUUAUCAGUCUGUGACUGAAAUAUUUUUACUACAGUACAACACUCAACAAUUCAGAUUUUUUUUCAAUGAACAUCUUAAUUAAAGGGGAGAAGUCCCUUUUAAAUGCUGCAAAAAUUGCAUUGAAAGGCACUGUAUCUCUUUGAAAGUCUGAUUUAGGCUAUGCACUAUUAUACAUUUUUUAAAAAUCCAAUUAAACAGAAAAAAAAGACAUUUUAAAGUACAGUGCUCAAGGUUUCUAACUGGCUACUGAUGCUUAGUUUAGUGGCCAGUGAGUUAAAUUGGGUUAAUUAUUCAGUUAAGUUUAACUCUCUCAUUUGACACUUGUAUAGAUCAGUGAAUAUUUUCUACUUUAUGUUAAGUUACAGCAAGAUAUGUAUUUCCCCUUAAAAUUAACAACUGGUCAAUUUUAUCUAAAAAUUUCUUACUGUACAGCCAACCUUUUGCAUAGGAAAUAGUGUAUAAACUUGUAAAUCAUAAUUUAAGAAUGUUUUUUCCUUGUUUCUGACUCUUUGGUGCUUUAUUUAUAUGGUGAGAGCUAUGUUCACAGUAGAUCAAUGACCCAUCUUUUCACAAGUAAUAUUGCUGGAAAUAAAAGUUUCUUUUUAAUUUCAA
Pelodiscus sinensis (Chinese soft-shelled turtle) is the source of this 1547-nucleotide messenger RNA. It is a transcript of the gene GID8, whose product is annotated as GID complex subunit 8 homolog. NCBI's taxonomy places the organism in Eukaryota, Metazoa, Chordata, Testudines, Trionychidae. Gene Ontology annotation, molecular function: protein binding. The record is from RefSeq and is a predicted model, not a curated record.